UCAAAGUGGUGUGGUGUUGCGUGUACUUGCGCAAUCCAGUUACCCAAAGCACUCGUUACAUUGAUUUGUGUACAAUACUUAUCCCUUUUCUGAUUGAAAACCACUUGAAAGCCGUAAACAAACCACGUCUAGCAGCCGUUUGGAAAUACGUUUACUAAAAGAUUACAUCUAUAGAUAAGAUUGCUACUAGCUAGAGCAGCUAAACUUGAACUUGAAUUUCGUGCAAGCCACUUCAAACUCAAAUCAAACGUAAACCGCGCACCUGCUUUGGAAACAUAAAUCAACUACGGUAAGCUUCCUGGGGUUGUGUACUCGAUGGUACUAUCUUCUUCAUAAAGCCCACGUGUACAAUGAACGCAUGUUUCCUGCCUUGCUUUACGCAAUCCAAUGGAUGAGUUCUUAAGACGAGUUCCGUAUAGUUUGAAUCAAUUCUUGUGGAGUGUUUGUCGAGCAUGCGGGUAUGAUAAGACUACUAGGACACAUUAAGAAUAGGGCAUAUACCAUAUCCCGCAGGAGUAUAAAAUCGGAAGCUUCGUCUUAGUCUCAUCAUCAGUCUUCACUGGUUUACAAUCACAAGAAGUUCAUUGAUUGACCAUAAAACAAUAAAACAUAAAGUAAAGGGUGAAAGUAGCUCACGAUGGCAAAUCAAUUCGUACUAGCUUUUGCUAUGGUAGUAGCUGUAGCGACCGUCGCUUCCGGCUUUGUCGCCCCGGCCCGACGCGCCCAAAUUGUCGGUGGCUUCCCGAUCGAUAUUUCCGAGGCACCGUACCAGAUUUCGCUCCGCGAGGGAGGCCGUCCUUCCUGCGGUGGAUCGAUCAUUUCGCCCGACUGGAUCCUAACGGCUGCCCACUGUCUGGAUGGCGUAUCCGCCGAUCAGGUGUCGAUCCGGGCCGGUUCAACGUACAAAAUGCACGGCGGUGUGCUGCGCAACGUCGCACGAGUGGUGCUCCAUCCGGCCUGGGAUCCGGUCACGAACGAAGGGGACAUUGCGCUGAUGGAGCUGGAAAGUCCGCUGCCGCUGGAUGGUGACACGAUGGCAUCGAUCGAGAUGCCCGAACAGGACGAGGAAGAUCCGGUCGAGGGUUCGAAGGCGCUGGUGUCCGGCUGGGGCAAGACGCUGAACCGGUACCAUUCGGCCUUGAUCCUGCGCGCUACCUUCCUGCCGAUCGUUCACCGGGACAACUGCCAGAAGGCGUACCGGCGUACGCACACCAUCUCGGAGAUGAUGCUGUGUGCGGGCUUCUUCGAGGGCGGUCAUGAUUCGUGCCAGGGUGACUCCGGUGGUCCGCUGGUGGUGGAUGAUGUGCUUGUGGGUGUGGUGUCGUUCGCGAUCGGUUGCGCCAGACCGGGCCUGCCCGGUGUGAAUGCGCGCGUUUCCGCCGUGCGCGAUUGGAUUCGUGAAGUGAGCAACGUUUAAAGCGGUUGAUGUCUGAUGGGAUGUUUUUGGCAUAUGCUAUAUGAAAUAUAUUUAUUUUUGGGCAAAAGCAUAACUAAUGCUAUGUGUUGUUUC
Molecule: messenger RNA, 1510 nt
Organism: Anopheles merus
Lineage: Eukaryota; Metazoa; Arthropoda; Insecta; Diptera; Culicidae
Product: trypsin-4-like
Exons: 2
Coding region: 638-1417 (259 amino acids)
Biological process (GO): proteolysis
Molecular function (GO): serine-type endopeptidase activity
Source: RefSeq, a predicted model, not a curated record